Molecule: messenger RNA, 333 nt
Organism: Entrophospora sp. SA101
Lineage: Eukaryota; Fungi; Glomeromycota; Glomeromycetes; Entrophosporales; Entrophosporaceae
Source: the annotation of a GenBank genome assembly
AUGGAUAAUUUUUACCAGAACAAUCCACCGCAAGAAAAUAUUAGACUAAAAAAUAUUCUCCAAGCAUUCGAAAAAAACUAUUUAAAACUUAACCGGGAAAGACAAGUUUAUCAGCAGGAAAACAAGGAAUUAAAACAAAGCCUAGAAGUAGUUAACAAGAUAGCAGAGCAAGAAAAUCAACCCAAAGAAACCAAAGACCAAGCAACCCAAACCGACAUUACUAACCAAGAUUUCGAACAACUAGCACAACAGCAAACUAACUUAAACCAAGCACAAGAAACCAUUCAAAAACUCCAAGAACAAAUUAAUAAAUUAACAGUUAAAAAAGACUAA